AUGCCGGGAGCUCGCCGCUGCCUUGAGAAUGUCAGUGGUUUACUGUGGUCAGAGUGCGUAUCCUGAAAGAGGAAACCCAAAUCGAGACUUGGCCAGAAAUACUUUCCAGAAUGUGACGUGCUCGAUAUACGAUAAUGCGAGGAGCCGGGCCGCCAGGUUCCUCGAUAGCGAGCCGCGUCGCGGGGAGCGCGAGGUUUGUCGGGAGGCCCGACAAACCGGCCGGAAGUGCUACACCAGCGGCGCAGGGCUCUCUGGGAAGUGUGGUCCUUUGGCUCUGCCCGGGCGGUGGCCGUGAGUCCUGCAACCUGGCGGCCUAUCCAGCCUGAACCAGGGAUGGCUGGCUCCGGAGGCCCCAUUGGGUCCGGGGCCUUGACAGGAGGGGUACGCUCCAAGGUGGCUCCGAGCGUGGACUUUGACCACAGCUGCUCAGACAGUGUCGAGUACCUGACGCUCAACUUUGGACCCUUCGAAACCGUGCAUCGCUGGCGGCGCCUCCCACCCUGCGACGAAUUCGUGGGCGCCCGGCGCAGCAAGCACACAGUCGUGGCAUAUAAGGAUGCCAUCUAUGUGUUUGGUGGAGACAACGGAAAGACGAUGCUCAAUGAUCUCCUGCGUUUCGAUGUGAAGGAUUGCUCCUGGUGCAGAGCCUUCACCACCGGCACCCCUCCAGCCCCCCGUUACCACCACUCUGCUGUGGUCUAUGGGAGCAGCAUGUUCGUCUUUGGGGGCUAUACUGGAGAUAUUUAUUCCAAUUCUAACUUGAAGAAUAAAAAUGACCUCUUUGAAUACAAAUUUGCAACUGGCCAGUGGACGGAGUGGAAGAUUGAAGGGAGGUUGCCUGUUGCCAGGUCAGCCCAUGGGGCUACAGUGUACAGUGAUAAGCUCUGGAUCUUUGCUGGUUAUGAUGGCAAUGCCAGGUUGAACGACAUGUGGACAAUUGGCCUCCAAGACAGAGAGCUCACAUGCUGGGAGGAGUUUAGGAUAGUGUAGCCUCAGGCCUUGGAGGCCCUGGCUGAGCUGUGCCCAUACCCCAGGUGGCCCAGAGUGGUGAGAUCCCUCCGUCCUGCUGCAACUUCCCUGUGGCUGUGUGCCGGGAUAAGAUGUUCGUGUUCUCAGGACAGAGUGGAGCCAAGAUAACUAACAACCUCUUCCAGUUUGAAUUCAAAGACAAGACGUGGACACGCAUCCCUACUGAGCACCUGCUUCGGGGCUCCCCACCCCCGCCACAGCGGCGCUACGGACACACCAUGGUGGCCUUUGACCGCCAUCUCUAUGUGUUUGGGGGUGCAGCGGACAAUACACUGCCCAAUGAGUUGCACUGCUAUGAUGUGGACUUCCAGACCUGGGAGGUUGUCCAGCCCAGCUCUGACAGUGAGGUUGGUGGGGCCGAGAUGCCUGAGAGAGCUUCCUCUUCUGAGGAUGCGUCUACUCUAACCUCUGAAGAGCGGAGCAGCUUUAAGAAGUCCAGAGAUGUGUUUGGCUUAGACUUUGGCACCACUUCAGCCAAGCAGCCUGUCCAUCUGGCAUCAGAGCUGCCCAGCGGGAGGCUCUUCCAUGCUGCUGCUGUCAUCUCUGAUGCCAUGUACAUCUUUGGGGGCACUGUAGACAACAACAUUCGCAGUGGGGAAAUGUACAGGUUCCAGUUCUCUUGCUACCCUAAGUGCACACUGCAUGAAGAUUAUGGACGCCUAUGGGAGGGCCGCCAGUUCUGUGAUGUGGAGUUUGUGCUUGGUGAGAAGGAAGAGUGUGUGCAAGGACAUGUUGCCAUCGUCACUGCAAGGAGCCGGUGGCUUCGUAGGAAGAUCGUACAGGCUCAAGAGUGGCUGGCCCAGAAGCUAGAGGAAGAUGGGGCCCUAGCUCCCAAGGAGGCCCCUGGCCCAGCUGUGGGCAGGGCACGGCCACCCCUGUUACGUGUGGCCAUCCGUGAGGCUGAGGCCCGACCAUUUGAGGUGCUCAUGCAGUUUCUCUACACAGACAAGAUCAAGUACCCACGGAAAGGCCAUGUAGAAGAUGUGCUGCUCAUCAUGGAUGUGUACAAGUUGGCGCUGAGCUUCCAGCUGUGUCGCCUUGAGCAGCUGUGUCGGCAGUACAUCGAGGCCUCUGUGGAUCUGCAGAAUGUUCUGGUUGUGUGUGAGAGUGCUGCCAGGCUACAGCUGGGCCAGCUCAAGGAGCAUUGCCUGAACUUCAUAGUGAAGGAAUCCCACUUCAAUCAGGUGAUCAUGAUGAAGGAGUUUGAGCGCCUCUCAUCCCCACUGAUUGUAGAGAUAGUUCGACGGAAGCAGCAGCCACCUCCUCGCACAUCCUCCGAUCAGCCUGUGGACAUUGGCACAUCUCUGAUCCAAGACAUGAAGGCUUACCUGGAGGGAGCAGGCUCGGAGUUCUGUGACAUCACACUACUGCUAGAUGGUCACCCACGGCCAGCCCACAAAGCCAUCCUAGCUGCCCGUUCUAGCUACUUUGAGGCCAUGUUUCGGUCGUUCAUGCCAGAGGAUGGGCAGGUGAACAUCUCCAUUGGGGAGAUGGUUCCCAGCAGACAGGCCUUUGAGUCUAUGCUACGCUACAUCUACUAUGGCGAGGUCAACAUGCCCCCUGAGGACUCACUCUACCUGUUUGCAGCCCCGUACUAUUACGGCUUCUACAAUAACCGACUGCAGGCUUACUGCAAGCAAAACCUAGAGAUGAAUGUCACAGUUCAGAAUGUGCUGCAGAUUCUGGAGGCGGCUGACAAGACGCAGGCACUGGACAUGAAGCGGCACUGUUUGCACAUCAUUGUACACCAAUUCACCAAGGUCUCUAAGCUGCCCACGCUGCGGUUGCUGAGCCAGCAGCUGCUGCUGGACAUCAUAGACUCCUUGGCCUCCCACAUCUCUGACAAGCAGUGUGCAGAGCUGGGUGCUGACAUCUGAGGAUCUCUGUUUGGAGAGUGAAGACACCCAACCAAUUGGCCACAUCUCCACCUGCAGAGUGAUCACACCUGUGGGGUCAAGGGUUCUCAGCUUCUACGGGGGGCUGAGGUGUACAGGGACCCCUAAAGCCUGCACUUCAUUGAGGACACAGGCCCCACAGGGAAUAGCAAAUAAAGCAAACUCCUUUCCAGCUGGCACCUCUCUGUCAGGAAGGAGCCAUUUUGCUUGCUUCUGUGAAAGCCUGCCUAUCAGGCGGAGUCAAGUCAGGCCAGGGUCUGCUGGCAGAUUUUCUAGCCUGCUGACUCAUGAAACGGUAAGAGGGGAUACACUUGAAGCUCAAGGUGAGGGGCUGAAUGUUCAGUUAAUCUUGGAGUAAGGGACAAGGAGGCCUCCAGAUAGGUACAGAUAUCCAAUGUAUGUCAGCCAUUGUCUCUGCUGGCUUGUGACUUUGUUUCCCGAGAUACUGUAAAGUAUAUAAAGCCUAUGAGAGUUAUUAUUAAACUCAGAGCUGCAGCAGUACUAACUGAACAGCCCUCUCAAUUUCUAA
Molecule: messenger RNA, 3453 nt
Organism: Mus caroli (Ryukyu mouse)
Lineage: Eukaryota; Metazoa; Chordata; Mammalia; Rodentia; Muridae
Source: RefSeq, a predicted model, not a curated record